Messenger RNA from Cylicocyclus nassatus, 3093 nucleotides. NCBI's taxonomy places the organism in Eukaryota, Metazoa, Nematoda, Chromadorea, Rhabditida, Strongylidae. The record is from the annotation of a GenBank genome assembly.
AUGGUAAUCAAUGCGGAUGUAGAACCUCAACGGCCAGUGCUGGCCACUGCCGCCGUCUCGGUCAUGCAGCCCAACUACAGUACCUUCACAACGCCCGCUAUGCCAGCCGGCCCACCAGAGCUGCUCGAUAUCCCUGGUAAACGUGCUACCUUUACAUCUGGAAGUGAGGAAGAGAUACGCCUUGGAUCUCGAGUCACUUUCAAUGAUCAAUCUGUGAACAUCGAGGGCAUCGACUUCCAAAUGAACGAGGCAAACAAUUACAUGGUCACCUUUCACGAAGAUGAGCAUGCCCAAAAGCGAGAGCAAUGGGACAACAAGACGCAGUUUUAUAUGGGCGUUAUUAGCUACGCGGUUGGCCUCGGUAACGUAUGGCGGUUUCCAUACUUAUGUCAGAAAAAUGGUGGAGGGGCUUUCCUUAUUCCCUACGUGAUUAUGAUGAUAUUGCUUGGUUUACCUCUAUUUUUGAUUGAACUUGGCAUCGGGCAGCGAUUACGAACUGGACCAAUGGGAGUAUGGAAUGCCAUACAUCCGUAUUUGGGAGGUCUCGGUGUAUCAGCGGCUGUAGUUUCGUAUCUAGUUGCACUUUACUACAAUGUUAUUAUAACAUGGUGCUUGUACUACCUCAAGGAAUCAUUCACGUUGAAUCUACCAUGGGGAGCUUGUCCUCGUGACGAUAAUGGAACGAUAGAUAUAGAAUGUCAGAUGUCGUCAUCGACUACAAUGUACUUCUGGAAUCGUGAGGCACUGGAUACUACAGGAAGCAUUGGCGAACUGGACAGCUUCAAUCCGCACAUCACGAUUUCACUCAUUGUCGCAUGGACUUUGAUUUAUUUAUGUGUAAUGAAGGGAAUUAAAAGUAGCGGAAAGGUUAUGUAUGCCACAGCAACUUUUCCUUACGUCGUCACAACAAUUUUUCUGAUACGAUCCGUCACCCUUGACGGAGCAAUGAAGGGUCUUUGGCAUAUGAUCAAUCCUGAUCUCCACAAACUCUACAGCCCUACCGUAUGGCUUGAAGCUGCGACACAAAUCUUUUACAGCAUGGGAUUGGGAUUCGGAGGACUCAUUGCUUUCGGGUCCUACAAUCCGCUGAAAAAUGACUGCAAAAAGGACGCAAAGUGGUUGGCACUCUGCAAUGUGGUCACAUCUUUGUAUACAGCUGUCGUCAUCUUUUGUGUGCUUGGUUACAUGGGACACAAUACAAUGAAUAACUGUAUUGAAAAAGAUAUGGUGGUCAUGCAAACCAUUUUCCCCAACAAAUUCCCAUCUGUUGAGGAUGUGCGAAGGACGUUUACUCGGGAACAGUAUAUCGAGUUGAUGGAUCACAAAUUUGCUGGCGAAUUCAAUGCGAUGGCUGAGCGAUCUCAAAUGUGCAACUAUGCCACCAUCAUCUCUGAGGCCGCUGAAGGUACUGGUCUGGCAUUUGUUGUCUUCACAGAGGCAAUUUUGAGAUUUCCAUUCCCACCGGCAUGGUCUAUACUCUUCUUCUUGAUGCUUCUUUCGCUUGGCCUCGGGAGCAUGUUCGGCACACUUGAAGGUGUAAUCACCUCGCUCAAUGAUUCGCAUCUCAUUACGGUGACCAAGCCAGUGCUGACGGGUCUGCUUUGUGCUUCAGCCUGUCUCAUUGGAUUGCUCUUUUCCACUAGAGCUGGACAAUAUUGGGUCGCUUUAUUCGAUUCAUUCGCCGGCUCCUACGCGCUUAUGUGCGUUGCGUUCUUUGAAGUGAUUGCGGUGGUGUACGUCUACGGAUACAGGCGCUUCUCCCGAGACAUUGAGUUUAUGACCGGCUCCAUCCCCGGUCAAUAUUGGCUGAUCACUUGGCGUUUUGUCGCUCCAAUCAUUAUGGCUGUACUGUUUACCUGCAGCGUUGUUCAAUGCUUCUCCAAGGCUACCACCUACUACGCGUACAAUAAGGAAACGACCAAGCAAGACGAGACUGAGUAUCCAAUUUGGGCAAUGUUCAUCGCUCUACUCAUGGUACUCCUCGCUAUCAUGCCCACGUUCAGUGUAUGGUUCUUGCGCUACUUCAAGAUUUGGAAGCUUGAAGCGGACAUUCCGGCUGCGUCAAAGUGUCUGGGCACAACGCAGAGCACCACCUACAUGCUCAAGAGUGAGCAGAGUUUCAACCGUAUGACGGAAUCAAACGUAUCUGUGGCAGAGAUGGAGCCAGUUCCUAUAGUACGCUCCUAAAACAUCAGUGUUCAUCUAGCAAGUUGUUUGCCUAUUCUUCUCUGGAUCCCAUGUACAUAGAAAUCUCUACGGUUGUUGUUGUUGUAUGCAUAUAUAUAUAGUAGGAGGUCAAGCAUCUUUGCAGUUCUAUUUGCGCAAAGAUGUGCUCUAUCUGUAGUUGAGGCACUUUUUGUGUCCUUCGCAUACACAGUAUCUCAUGGUCUUGCUCACUGCGCUGCCUUUGGCUGCGACGACGUUGAGCCAGCCAGCCAGUACUGGCCAUGCGGAUACUGUACUGUUUGCACUCACUACACAGGUACUGUCGUGGCAUGUGAUUGGGUAGUGUCCGAUGGUAGGACCACGCCCACUGUCGAACGCGCAAUACAUUCAGCACUGGUAGUCUUUGUUAGCAUUAGAUGAUAAUAUGUUAUAACUUUAAUCCAUGUGAUUUUGGCAUUAUGUCGUAUUGUAUGUUCAAAUCAUUUGAUCUGACGGCUAUCCUGGAGAUUACUGAUCCAGUUAUGAAAUCACAGCGCUUCAUUCACUCGUGAUUGAGUUUUACUUUAUUAUCAAGAAAUCCCAUCAAUCCCAUACAACUCACUCGCCCUCAUUCUCGUCAACUAUCGCAAUAUGGUCUUCCCUAUGCACUGUCAGAGUUUUUUUCUAGUACCCGGUGCAUUUUGUGCUUUAGCUGCAGACGGUAUGCAAAUCCCUAGCCCUUUACAUUCUCCCUUUUGUCUAUCCCGGCUAUUUUUCGACCCCGGUAGAAUUAUGGUUUUUUAAACUUUGUGUCAGUAUCUUCAUGGUCAAUUAUUCUAGUUGUGCUCACGUUGAGAUCGGUCAUUUCAGUGAGUUUUGUUGAAAAAUUUGUGCUCAAACAGAUGAGAUCCCAAUAUUACCGUCCUAUUGAAUUGUGCAAUGUAUAAG